AUGCACACGUCCGGAAGUGGUACUGGAAGUGGCUACUGGUCUUCUGAUGCAUGGGAUCCUGAUAGCCGAGUCUACACGGGCGCUGACAUCUUCCACACCCACCGUUUGGCAGUGCAGAGUGAUGAAGCACCGCCGGCAGAGCCAUCUGAGCCACGCACAGAGGCUGAGCCAAAGAUGAGGCGGGGUGACAGUGCCUCAUACUGGGGUGCUAUGGAUGGCUUGGAUGAGGUCCGCUCCAUGGACCUGGGCAUUGGGAAUAUCUCUUUGGCCCGCUCCCCGCCAGCUAAAAAGGUAUCAUUCGAUGGGCCGCAGCAAGCUGCAUCACAAGCACCGCAACAUGCUCACCCACAGUUGCAGCACCAGGGCAGUUCUGAGUAUUGGACCUCCGGCAACUGGGACUUUGACUCCAGAGCUCAGCGCCCAGUGAAGCCUGAGAAGGUGGAGAAAAUUGAUGUAGAUGUUCUUGACACACCAUCUACCCAAAGCGGCGGAGGGAGAAGCCUUCCGCGCAAGGAUAGCAAUGCCUACUGGGAUGCAGAGCAAUGGGACCCCGAUGAGAGGGUCUAUGUUGGAGCAGAGGCCGGGCAGACCAAUCACCUCACGGCGGUGAUCCAAAGCGAUGACAAGCUGAUUCGUGCAUGGGCCGGGGGCCUUUCGUGCCCUGGCUCAUUCUCUGGACCUGUCGACAUUCUGAAGGCCCUGGAGUGGAAGGGUGCUGAGACUCCUGAGUUGCAAGAUCUUUACGACGUCACGGCCGAGUCGGUGGGCUUCGGAAGCUUCGGGAUCGUGCGGAAGGCGACCCAUCGGGAAACCGACACGCACUGUGUGGUCAAGAGCUUGAAGAAAUCACAGAGUGGCUCUAGCUACAAAUCUCAGGUGGAUGGUGGACUCUAUGAUGAACUUAUGUCUAUGUCGGUUCAUUCUCCGUAUGCUGGGAUUGUGAAAUACAUGGACCUGCUUGAGAGCGCAGACCACUACUAUGUUGUCAUGGAAGACCUUCAGGGCCCAGAACUCCUCGAGCAAAUGGAGAGGCUUUUCCCAGUGACCGAAGCUCACUGUCAGGGUGUUAUGCGCGAAGUCUUAAUGUCGCUGGCGCACAUCCAUGACAAAGUGAAGGUGUGCCACCGCGAUAUCAAGCUUGACAACUUUCGAUACCGAAGUGUAGAGCCUGGCUCUCCCUUGGUUCUUUUGGAUUUCGGCUUCCUUGCUCGGUUGGACAAGCCGUGGGACGGCAAAAAGUGUGGCACACGAAUGUACAUGGCUCCAGAGGUCAUUGCAGAUGCAGUCGAGCAACCAUACUUGGCUGCGAUCGACAUGUGGUCUGUUGGAGUCAUUUUGUAUACUCUCUUCACAGGAGACUGCCCGGUCCAACCGGAGGAGAUGCAGACUUUGGGCACCAGAAGCCAUGAAGCUCAGGAGCUCUUGGCAAAGGCGCUGCAAGCUGAACGAUUGAAUUCCAUUUCAAGUGAAGAGAUUUGGCUGCACAGACAAUGGUGCCCAAGCUUCUUGCCGCUGCUAGCCUCCCAUGUCUAUCCAAGGCUAGAGAUCUUCUUCGCCAGCGAGCUCCCGCAUAACAGCUGCAAGCGCUUUGAAGCACCCUUGGCCGUGACCUUUGCUGCGAGACACGCUGUGCCUCCAACUGGAUGCAGCUUCAGCUGUACCAGCUCGCAGGGGUUCUUAUCGGAAGGUGGCAACGAAAAGCACGAAGGAGGUGCUUGGGCUGCGGACCUCGAAUGGCCUGUGGUUUGGAUUGUGAAGGCACUCUUGUUGCUGGUGUUGAGUGUAGCAAUGCCGGAAGUAACGGGUGGUGGUAUUCUAUGUUCCGACCACUGCUUUGAGAGAGCGAUGCCUGCCAGGCUGGAUCAGAUGUUGUCAGGGGCAGCGGCGUUUAUGGCCCCACCGGUGAACCUUGGGGCCCCUGGAGGUGCUGGACCGGUUUCGGACCUGUCCGCCUGGCAGCCACCAACAACUCCGAUGGACUUCUCGAAACUUGGAGCAUUGUCCAGUCAAGACUUUCCGGUGCCCAGGGACAUGGUAGAAUACCUGAUGACCCCAGAGCACAGGCAAAUCUUGCUUGAGGAGACAGGCUGCGAUGUGGACUGGGCACCGGAUGAAGCCAAGGUCAUCCUCAAGGGCUCAGCAGAGCAGAUUCGCAAGGCGGAACGACUGCUCCAAAGAGUCUUGAUGCAUAGCAAUUGGGGCCGCAGUGAAGUCAAGGUUCGUCGACUCCUAAAGCCGCCGAUCAUUGAGUCGGCGGUUUGCCGGCUGUCGCCAAUGAACACCCUUCCACCUGGGCAGAAGACGCUGAGCCAGACACAGCCGAUUCUGUCAAUCGGAAAGGAUAAGGCCAAUGACGUAGUUAUCCCUGCGCAGAUCGUCUCCAGACAACACUGCGUGCUGGAACUCGACGUAGAGCGUGGCGCUGUCUAUGUCAUUGAUUGCAGCACCAACGGCACCUACCUAAAUGGACUCAGACUACCUCCAAAGUCCACAGGAAAGGUGUUGUUGUCUCAUGGCGACGAGCUGUUGCUGCAAGAUCCUGGCAACGGGGAUCAAGAGUUUGGCUAUGUGGUGAACAUUCAGGAGCUGAACGUCAGGGAGCGAGCGAAGCUCCAGGCUCCACGUCGCAUUCUGACCACAGAGGAGUCUGCCACCAUUGGCCGUGACUUCCAGUGA
Molecule: messenger RNA, 2676 nt
Organism: Durusdinium trenchii
Lineage: Eukaryota; Dinophyceae; Suessiales; Symbiodiniaceae
Source: the annotation of a GenBank genome assembly